AAGAGGAUGUUGCUCAGUAUAAAAGGCAUGCUUACAGAGUGUUUCUUCGGUAAUCUUCUGAAACUUAGGAGAGGAUGAAGACUCUGGUAUUUUUACUCUUGGUUUUGACGCAGUGGACAAGAGCCGCUCCUGUGAAAGAAGAUGGCGGCUCGUCCUUGACGUAUCGAUGUAACUGCAGAGGGUAUGAUGACGACGACGGUUACGGUUACGGUUACGGUUACGGUUAUCCAGAUGAUGAUUAUGCAGACUAUCCAGGGGACCGGAUGGGAAACGGCAAGCGCCCAAGUGGUUGUAUUAAAGGCAUAGUGAUUAUUCCUAUCCCCGGACCUGGAACUGGAAGGCCCUCCCCAAAACCACCAGGUCAGAUACCACCAGCCCCUAAGCCACCAGGCCCGAGUCCACCGGGCCCGACUAUACCAAUCCCGUGGCCUUCGUUCCCGAGACUACCAGUCCCGUGGCCACAUGCCAUUCCCCCUAUUAUGACGCCACCAAUCAUCACAUGUCCUCCUGGAUGGAUACCACAUCCACCUGGUCACCCUAUUCCAGUUCCACCCCCUGCUUACAUUGUACCACCUAAUUGGUAUCCCCAUCCACAAAGUGUGUAUCCGAUUCCACAUCCGAAUGUUCCGCAACCGCAUCCGCUUCCUCCUCCACCCAGUCGGAGGAGAUGUGUAUGCACUUAUGACUAACGUUGUGGUAGCGGCGGCGUUGUUUGAAUCUGUGGAAACCAAAAUUAUCCUGCUAUUCGGCUUCGAAUCCCUUUCCGUUUCAAGAAAUUCGCACGCCGUCGUUACAAGGGCAAUUGUGGAAACCGCUAAAGUAAUUAAACGAAGAGAGAAAAAUUAUGUGCAUGAAAAUAAAUAAUAUAUUAUCCUGCAUAAAAUAAUGUUGGUCUAAUAAAC
Argiope bruennichi is the source of this 902-nucleotide messenger RNA. RefSeq lists its product as uncharacterized. Lineage: Eukaryota; Metazoa; Arthropoda; Arachnida; Araneae; Araneidae. The coding region runs from base 75 to 689 and encodes 204 amino acids. The record is from RefSeq and is a predicted model, not a curated record. The transcript has 4 exons.